AUGGCGGAAAUUAAUCAGUACAUUGCCAAGAAUGUUGCAUGGGUCAAGUUGCCAGCAAACGUUAAAACGCUUGUUGGAAAUGCCGAUGAGUACGCAAAGAAAAUAAAGGAAUAUUCUAUAGUUCACCAACUAAAGUACAAGGAGAAUUUAAUUCGCUAUGUAGAGAAGAGUCAGCGUGAUUACUACGAUCAACUGCUACGAUACAGUCGGGAACACUACAUGCUUUUUCCUUAUCAUUUAUCGAACUACAUAAUUUCAGGCAUGCGAACAACGCCAUUUCAAUAUUACCAGUCGAUCCUCAUUCAAAUGAUUGAGUCUGAAAAGAACUACGAUACACUGCCCAACUUUACCGCAGCUGAUUGCGUUCGCUUGCUUGGCAUUGGUCGAAAUCAGUAUAUCGAUCUGAUGAAUCAGUUCAAGUCUUCGAAAAAGUUUCUCGGCAUGAUCAAAAAGCCCAUCAAGGAGCUACUGCCGAGCAAACCUGUUGACAGCCUGUUCAUUGAUUUCUGGUGGGUGGUGCGACCAGGGUACAUCACCGAGGACGACAUGAAGUCCAUGGUGACGGCAAAUGAAAAGAGUCUAAUUGAUACGGUUCUUAAUGAGAGCAGUAAGGUUUUCAACGCCGGUCUCUUCAACUAUGACGACGUUCAAAGUCUCUACAUCAAAGGACUCAUCUACUUUGACAUUCUCAUCGAUAAUAAUGAUCUAAUCUACAUUCCGCCGCUCGAAGGUUUUGUGAUGAAUCGCACUACUGGGGACUAUUUUGAAACACUUCUCUAUAAGAUUUUUGUCUCUAUUGACGAAAAAACGACCAUUUUGGAGCUAUCUGAUGUGCUUCAAAUUGAUUUGAGUCUAGUGAAGAACGCCAUCUCAAUGUACUGUCGACUAGGAUUUGCGUUUAAGAAAAAUAACGAUAUCAAUGUCAACGCCUGCCAUCCAAGCUGGCUAAAGCAUCUGCAAACGACAAACUCGGAGCGAAGCGUCUCCAAGUUGACCGAAAACAUUUCCGACUUUCUGAAUUCUCUGAGUAACUUAGAGGAAGAAAAGACGACGACAGCAGGCGUAGUGGCCGGAGCGACAGCCUCAUCGACCACGGCGACGGUGACGCCCAGUCACAGCACUGUAAGUGAGAGUAGUGAAAGCGAGCCAAGCCAGGCCAUCACCAAGCAGCUGUCGGGCGAAUCGUCCAGCCUGAUGACGGGCUCUUUCAUUGCGUCGAACAACCGAAAGCGAAUGGGUCUGCUGUACGACUCGACACUGGCUGCCUUCCUCAUGAUGGGCAACCUGACCCCUGGCUUAAAAUCGCACGCAGUGACCAUGUUUGAGGUGGGCAAACUGUCUGACGAGUCAAUGGACAGCUUUGUCACUGAGCUGGCCAAGAUCAACGAGCUCACGUUGGAGGAGGAAGGCGGCGAAGCUGAGCGGUACUUUCUUCACGCCAUCAUUCUCUGCCAGACCAUACAGUUCCUGCGAAACAAUCUUGAGCUGACGAAAAAUUUAACUGACUGUGAAGUAGAGGCUCCUAAUGCUGCGGGCCUAGGCCUGGACCUCAUUCGCUGCGAAAGUUUGCUCAAUCUCGAUAUUGAGUCGUGUGAGCGGCUGCUCAGUCGCAACUACGAGCUGCUCAUAUCUGUCGCGCCGUUGAGCAAUGAAACGCAAAUCAUCACCUGCGAGCAGAUCCCCUACUUUGGGGCGUCCUCGCUGAUCAAUUCCAUUUGGUUCAAGCUGUACCUGUACUCGAUCACCAAGUGCGGCCCACCGUCGCUGUUGCUUUCCAAAGGCGUACGGCUGAACGCUCUGCCGAACAUGUUCCACAAGUACGACGCGCUGAUGAUCACCAGCUGGGGUCGUGACUCGGGCAUUGUGCCCCUGUCUAAUGCCCUCAUUGCCAUCAACGAGUCGGCCAUCUACAAUCCACUGCUUAUUCAGGCGUACCCGGCAAAUAGCAUCAAAAUUGCCGACGAUGAGCUUAUCUACCUGCCUUUGCCACUGCUUGAUAAUCUCGAGGAAGACCAGUCAUUCAGUAUGUUCAAGGACAAUCGGGCGAUUGUUAACUUACUGGAGCACAUUGAUUUACGACGGAUUUGCGGCUACCUGACGUUGAUCAAGUACAAGCACCACCAGUCGGUGCAUGGCCAGGCGGUCAGCGCAGGCGUUGUCAAGAGUGCCCAAUGGUCACUGUUGGACUGUCACUUUGGCAUUCCCCUCUUUGAUCGAGAUCUAAAUCGGAAUGUCUGCUACCGCAUCCAGAAGAACAGUCUCUUUGACAGAGAAAAGUAA
Messenger RNA from Rhagoletis zephyria (snowberry fruit fly), 2280 nucleotides. The record is from RefSeq and is a predicted model, not a curated record. Lineage: Eukaryota; Metazoa; Arthropoda; Insecta; Diptera; Tephritidae.